CUUACAGACUGGUGUUUCUCUCCGGAGGAAUCAUUGAGUUGCACAGCCUCGAAGAAAACGAUUUUCCAGCGAGGAGAAAAUCAACAAGAAAUGUUGUAGUUUUAGCCAAACGGCUGUGCUUUCUUAUGCGUGUUAGUGCGCACAGCAGACAUGGCCAGUGUGAACAUGGAUCCUGAUGUUGCCCGGAGGCUGUUUGAGGAGGGAGCCACCCUGGUGCUGCUCGGGGUUCCUCAGGGCACAGAGCUUGGCAUUGACUACAAAAGCUGGCAGGUUGGUCCUCGCUUCCGGGGUGUGAAGAUGAUUCCCCCAGGCCUGCACUUCCUCCACUACUGCUCCGUCAGCCCCCCCAGCUGUGGAGGGGGGAUAGGCCCGAAGACAGGCCUCUUCCUCAGCCUCAAACCCAGAGAGCUUCUCUUGGCUAAAUGGGAUCCCAAAGAAGAAGAUUUUGACUUUUCAGCUUCCCAGAACGAGGAGGAGGUGAGCCGGAUCCGGGCCAACCUGCAGGACCUGGACCCGUUCCUGGGGCCGUAUCCCUAUGAGGUCAUGAGGAAGUGGGUGUCCCUGACGGACCGCCUGAGCCAGGAGGUGGCCAGUGAUUUGCAGCCCCUGUCGGGUCGAGUGUGUGCCUUUAGCGACGUCAUUCCCGAGCUGCAGCUCAAACACACCAAGGACAGAUUGGAGCAGAAUCUGCCCAGGAAUGACAUGGCCUGCCAGAGCAUGAAAGAGGGCCUUGACAAGCUCCCCAAGAUGAAGACCAGGGAGGGGACGGAGCUGCGCUUCUCUCAUAUCCCGAGGCAGACCUACCCUCCUGGUGCGACACCAGCCCAGAUAACCCAGUGCAGCCUGGAUCUGAGCUACGCCCUGGAGACUCUGCUGGAGAAGCACCACAAGCUGCAGCCUCUCAAUGUGUUAGGUGAGCUGCAGUUUGCCUUUGUGUGUUUCCUGAUUGGAAAUGUGUACGACGGCUUCGAGCACUGGAAGCGUCUCCUGGCUCUGCUGUGCCGCUCAGAGGAGGCCAUGCGCAACCGGAAGGACCUGUAUCUGGGGCUCAUCGCCGUGCUGUACCACCAGCUCGGAGAAAUCCCGCCAGACUUCUUUGUCGAUAUAGUAUCCCAGAACAACUUUCUCACCUCCACACUGCAGGACUUUUUCCAGUUUGCGAGUGGGCCUGGGGUGGACAGCACACUGCGCAAGAGAGCAGAGAAGUUCAAAGCCCACCUGACGAAGAAGUUCCGUUGGGAUUUUGACGCGGACCUGGAGGACUGUGCCCCUGUGGUGGUGGAGCUGCCUGAAGGUGUUACACUAGACUGACCCUGCUCUGCUCUGGAUUCAACAUUCCUACUGCAGCCAGGAGCAUAGAGCAGAGCUGAGACCAUUUCAGACAGUGAAGGUAACCAGUGGGACCCACAUUGAGUGGCAGAAAGGCAUUCAACUGAUGACCCACAUCAGUUGGAACUAUUUUCAAGACACUUGAGGAAACUGGAGCACUACUACUGCUGUUGCAGUUCUCAAAAUCAUCUUGCAGUCUUCUAGUUUGGAAUUGCCAGCACUAUUGGUCCAGUAUGUUUUAAGGGUGUUGCAUGUGGGCUAUACAGUGUUGUCCACAUACAUUUUUUUUGCACCUUGCUAUGGAAAGCAUGACAUGUUGGUAAGUCAUUACCAGUGUUACAGGUAGGGAAGAGCUACACUAUACGUCGUGUCAGUGGUUCCCUCUGCUGGUUCUACAUAUGAUCUGCAAGCAGGCUAAAAUUAAUUGCUUCACACCUUUAGAACUACUGCUGCAUUGAGUUUUGAUACUAAAACCAAUCCCUGAUAAACUAAUUAAAUUGGAGAAUAAAGAAAUACAAUUUUUAAAAAUGAUACUGUAAGAUUAUAAUGAAUGUUGCAGUAUUAUCAAUUACUGAGCUUCAUGAGUGAUGGAGCCCUUAAAAUUCACCAGACCUGAUAACUGUAUGAGUGAGGGCACAGUAAUUGUGAGCUGUCAUCUUAUUAUCACCUCAAUUUAUAAUAAUUCCACACGAGGUGCAGGGUCGGGCUUGAGGAAGGGAAACACCAGGUUUCUGUCAAUGAUGCAGGGUCUGUGAUGGAGUGAGAUGCCUUUAUUUCCUAGUUAUAGCUCAUUUAUCUUCCCGAGUGCAAGGUCAGUACUAAUAACAGCUGAAAUAAUGUUUAGUGCACAUGGAGGUCCUUCAUCGUGAUGUUACUUAAUUUGUAAUGCUCAGCUGGGCUUGUAUUUGCCUUUUUUUUUUCUUUUUAAAGUUACAAGCGUUUCAUUUCCAUUCUCAAGCCACUGGUAGGCCGCUCAUGCCCUGUUUUCAUCCAGGAAAACAUUGUGACCAAUGAAGAGCGAAAUGCAUCACGAGAUGAAGAUAAUAAUUUUAUCACAUUAGUCAUCGCACUCCACCUUGUUCCAAAUUGUGUGAUUGGAGUGAUUCCAUGCAGGGUUCAGCAAUACAAAACCACCAUAGCACUUCACCAUAGUAAAGUUCAGUAAAUCCUGUUUUGUUGCCAUACUCUUCAGACUAUUUGAGAAAGCAGUCUGCAGCUGGUUAUAAGAAUGAAUUGAUGAAAUAAAAAAUGCUACACCUUAUAUUGUCCUGAACAUUUUUUAACCAGGCUUGAUUUUUGUAACCAGUCUUGAGUUUUCCUUUCAAUAAAUACAUGACUUUUGCUAUAAAUUGACUGUGUAUUG
Myripristis murdjan (pinecone soldierfish) is the source of this 2692-nucleotide messenger RNA. It is a transcript of the gene aar2, whose product is annotated as AAR2 splicing factor. Gene Ontology annotation, biological process: spliceosomal tri-snRNP complex assembly. NCBI's taxonomy places the organism in Eukaryota, Metazoa, Chordata, Actinopteri, Holocentriformes, Holocentridae. The record is from RefSeq and is a predicted model, not a curated record. The coding region runs from base 151 to 1311 and encodes 386 amino acids. The transcript is spliced from 4 exons.